Cherax quadricarinatus is the source of this 3639-nucleotide messenger RNA. Its product is annotated as 60S ribosome subunit biogenesis protein NIP7 homolog. NCBI's taxonomy places the organism in Eukaryota, Metazoa, Arthropoda, Malacostraca, Decapoda, Parastacidae. Gene Ontology annotation, cellular component: nucleolus; nucleus; preribosome, large subunit precursor. Gene Ontology annotation, molecular function: RNA binding. The record is from RefSeq and is a predicted model, not a curated record. Gene Ontology annotation, biological process: ribosomal large subunit biogenesis; ribosome assembly.
UAAUCUUUCAACCCAACGAAGGUGUCAGCCAGCGUGUUGUUGCUCCACGAGACGUUAGGAACAGCAAGCUAACUGCUCUGUGAAUUGUGUACAGACAUCACUUAAGUCACAGAACCAACACAGUCACUCUACAUCACAGCUCGUGCAGUCAUCGGGAGGAGAAGAAACCUGAAUAAAUUACACGUGUCCUGAAGCAGUAGUAGUGAUGAGGCCAUUAAAAAAUGAAGAAAUUACCGUGGUUUUCAGCAAGCUGAAGCACUACAUUGGUUCCAAUAUCAAGGCCUUGCUUGAACGCUCUGAUGGACUUUAUUGCUUCCGUCUUCACAAUGGUAGAGUCUACUAUGUUAAAGAAGAUAUUGUGAAAUUUGCCUCCACUGUACCUCAUGAAAACAUUAUAUCACUAGGAGUUUGUUUUGGCAAGAUAACAAAAGGAGGGAAGUUCCUUGUACAUAUUACAGCAUUGGACUUCCUUCAUCCCUAUUGUCAGAACAAAAUUUGGAUGAAAGAGUCUGCUGAACAAAAUUUCAUGUAUGGGAAUCACGUUUACAAGUCUGGUUUGUCACGGAUCUCAGAAAAUACUCCAAAAUAUGCUGGUGUUGUUGUUUAUUCUUCAAAGGACGUUCCAUUGGGUUUUGGUGUAGCAGCUAAGGCAACAGCAGAGUGCCGGCAUUCUGAUCCCAUGGACAUUAUAUGUUUCCAUCAGGCAGAUAUUGGAGAAUAUAUCAGAAAUGAGGAUACACUUACUUAGUAAUUUUUAUUUGUUAAAAUGCAACAAAUUAAAUAAUAAAUUGAGAAAUGUUCUGCUUUUAUGAUAAUGGGCCUCAGCAAAGAUAAAGUUGUCCACUCAGUGGCAGCAUCAAGGGAGCGAAAGAGGGUAUGAAGCCUCCCGUAAUCUCCAGCCCACCCAAAGACAAACCAAAUAAUAGUAUCAAAAAUGUAGCCAUCUCUAAUCCUCUACACACAUUCUGGAACCACCACUAUGUUCACUCGGUAGUGUGAGGAAAAAAUAAUACAUAUAUGAAUGUCGGCUAUUUUCCAAAAUACACUAUCUCAGAUGCAUAGAAAUUUAGAACAUUUUUUUGUGAAUAUGUGCUGUACAGUAUAAUACUGUAAUCUAUUUCUUGAAAUAAUGGAUAUUAAAUUUGCUUGAAAGAAUUAAGAAUAAAUAUAUAAGACAGUUGUAAUUUAUUCCAUGUGAUGGCAAUGGAAUAUAAGAAGACUUGUAACUUUUAUUUUAAAUUGGAAUAAUCACCACAGCACAAUACUUAUUUUUCAUAGUUCAUCAUCAAUGGCAUUUUAAAAUGAUUACUACCUUAACCCUUUGACUGUCGCGGCCGUAUAUAUACGUCUUACGAGGUACCGUGUUUGACGUAUAUAUACUCAUAAAUUCUAGCGGCUUCAAAUCAAGCAGGAGAAAGCUGGUAGGCCCACAUGUGAGAGAAUGGGUCUGUGUGGUCAGUGUGCACCAUAUAAAAAAAUCCUGGAGCACGCAGUGCAUAAUGAGAAAAAAAAAAACUGACCGUUUUUUUUUAAUUAAAAUGCCGACUUUGUGGUCUAUUUUUGUAUAGUAUUUAUGGUUGUAUUCUCAUUUUCUUGGUCUCAUUUGAUCGAAUGGAAAACAUAUUACAGAAGUAGAGGUGAUUUUGAUUGAUUUUACUAUAAAAAGAACCUGGAAAUGGAGCUCAAAGUAGGAAAAGUGUUUGAUUUUUGCCAAUGUUCAAAAGUAAACAAAUGAUGUCAUUGUCCAAUAAAUGUCCAACUAGCCAUUCUAAUAUGCAGUCAUGAAUGGGUUGAUGUUAUUUAUACAAUUAUUACAGUAUUGCAGUAGUCUGCAUAAUAGUAAGUCUUCUAUUUUUUGUUUGAAUAAAAAUUCAAAAUAGAAAGCAAGAGUAAUAUCAGAGGGACCUGGAGACAUGACUGAUGAACGAUGAAAAUGUUAUUUUAGAGCCACGAAUGUCUGCAUUGUUCAUUCUGGACCUUAUUUUGAAAUUGUCAUAUUUUUUAGUUUUCGUGAAAUUGGCCAAAUUGCAAAUUUCUGACCACAUUAUUGGGUAGUUGAAAUCGGUAAAUGGGCAGUUUCUUGUACUCAAUAGAAAAAAAUGGAGUUCUAAAGAAAUAGCUAUGAGUUUGGGCGACUGGAACAAUGGAAUUAGCUGAAAAUAGGGCUCAAAGUGGGCGAAAUUGCCGAUUGUAAAUAUCGCCGAUGUCGCUAACUUCGCGAGAGCAUAAUUCUGUCAGUUUUCCAUCAAAUUUCGUUUUUUUUGUGUCAUUACAAUCGGGAAAAGAUUCUCUAUCAUUUCAUAAGAAAAAAUAAUUUUUUUUUUUUUUAAAUUUUGCGACACCAGGAGACACCUCAGGAUUGGGGGUUGCGGCAGUCAAAGGGUUAAAUAUGGUGUGGAUAUUAAUUAAGAAGAAAAGAAUAUAGGUUUAUUUAAAAGUACAGUUCAUGGCAUUGUUGCGAAUGUAAAAUUGGAUUUUGUAAAAUAAUAUCAAAUAUUUUUUUCUCUUACAGGAUUGUAGAGAACUUUAGAAUGUAAAUGAGAAAAGUAAAUUUGCAGGAAAUAAAAAUCAGCAGUUUUAUGGUGUUUUGAAGUUUACCAAUGGGAGACUUUAUUUUUUGGAACAUUCUCAGCAGCAUUUUCAUUUGCUUUCUUGGAAAUUUCUGUUUAAUACACCAUAGUUGAUUGGCAUCAGAUUUUCAAUGCUCAUGUAAUGUAUUCUGGGCAAGAUUUGCUGUAUAACCCUUGUGGUUUAGCACUUCUUUUUGAUUCUAAUAAUAAUUGGGCAAGAUUUAUGGGACUAUUUGCAUUCAUGGAUGCCCUAUGCUACAUAGACCAUUCCCAAAUUUUGUUUCCAUAUGAUAGGUGGAAAUAAGUCCUUCUGAUUGGCUUCAAAAUUUCAACAUUCGUGUAUCUUUAUUAGAAGAAGGUUGGUAUGUUUAAUGGAAUGCGCAGAUGUCAUUCUGCCAAUUUUAAUCUUGAAAUGGUAUAGUGUUAUUUUACCUUAUUGUAUUAUUUUGCCUUGAUACUGGUGAGGGCCUCUUGAUCCAAGGAACUGGACUUAUCUUCCCCUUGCUUGGAUUGAUUUUGAAUGCCUCCCAUUCCACAGGUGCUAUAUGACUCCUACGGGGGUAUCAUUUUCCUCUGAUUAAUAUAUAACUAUUAUGAAUGGCAUCAGUCUUCAAUGGUUGAUGCUAUAAAAUUAAAUAUUUCAUGGAUUAAGGCUGUGUAGGCACAGAUUUUGUUGGACGCCAUGCAAUAACUGGAAAAUGUAUCUUCUGGUCAACUUUAAGAAUGCUGUAUGACCCUUGUGGGUUUAGCACUUAAUUAUGAUUACAGUGGUACCUCGAAUUUCGGCCUUAAUUCGUUCCAGAAGGCUGUUCAAGUGCUGUUACCGAACGAAUUUGUUCCUAAAAGGAAUAAUGUAAAUUAGAUUAGUCCAUUUCAGACCCCCAAAAAUACACUUUCAUAACUGUUCGAGUUGGGAGCUGUUUGAAAUUCAAGGUACCACUGUAUGAUAAUAAUAAUGGUCAACUUUGAACUUUUAAUACUGAUGUGUUUUCCUCAAGGGAAGCAGUUUCUUGAAGUUAAAUUGUGUACACUGGCAUGUGCUAAUUUUAUUAAUAAAAUUGGUUUCUUU